GAUCCGACCACCGGCUUCCCCUUCCCAGUAUCCUCAGUGCCUACACUACUUAGGUAAGGUUGUGUGGCACCAAAUCUACCUAUUUGAUCCGCCUGCCAUUGCCAUUGCCAUUGCCACUACCUAUUGCUUUCGUUGCCACCGAUUGUGUGGUUUUUAUGUUAUCCUGCGCCGCAGCUUUGAUCUUGCGGCCACGUUCUCUCCUUCACCUGUCCUCUCGUAUCCGGCCUUGUGCUCCAAGACCCGAGUUACGUCGUCGCAGCCACAACCAACUGCUCAUCAUGAGUCCCUUGACCCCGCGCCAAGACGAGGCGGGCUUGCCUCCUUCGCUGCAGCGAGAGCCAUACUCAAAACCCGUCGAGCGGGUGACUGAUCAACUAGAGAUUCCUUCGCUAGAUGACAGGCAAUACCGUGUCAUUCGGCUACCCAAUGACCUCGAGGCGCUUUUGGUCCACGAUCCUGAAACCGACAAGGCUAGCGCUGCUUUGGAUGUCAAUGUUGGGAACUUUAGCGAUGAGGAUACUAUGCCAGGCAUGGCCCAUGCCGUUGAACAUCUUCUAUUCAUGGGCACCAAGAAAUUUCCCGAAGAGAACGCUUAUAACGUCUAUCUUUCCUCACACUCAGGCAGCUCAAAUGCAUACACCGGCGCUACUUCAACAAACUAUUACUUCGAUAUUGCAGCUAAGCCGAGCAAUGGUGAAGAACCUUCUCAAACAAAUCUAUCUCCCCUACAUGGCGGCCUGGAUCGAUUUGCGCAAUUCUUCAUCGAGCCCCUCUUCCUUCCUUCGACGCUGGAUCGCGAGCUCCGAGCAGUCGACUCCGAAAACAAGAAAAACUUACAGAGCGACCAAUGGCGCCUACACCAGCUGGAGAAAUCGCAGUCUAACCCCAAGCAUCCUUAUUGUCAUUUUUCAACUGGCAACCUAGAAGUUCUCAAGACAAAUCCUGAAGCUCAGAAUAUUGACGUGAGACGGAAAUUCAUCGACUUUUAUGAAAAGCAUUACUCUGCCAAUAGAAUGAAGCUUUGUGUAUUGGGAAGGGAACCACUAGAUGUGCUAGAGACUUGGGUGGCCGACCUAUUUUCGAGCGUGCCAAACAAAAAUCUGCCUCAAAACCGCUGGGAGGAUGAGGUACCUUUCAAUAAGGACAAUCUUGCAAUGCAAUGUUUCGCAAAGCCGGUCAUGGACUCUAGGGAGCUAAACCUCUUCUUUCCAUUCCUUGACGAGGAGAAGCAUUUCGAAAGUCAGCCAAAUCGAUAUAUCAGUCAUUUAAUCGGCCACGAAGGACCAGGCAGUAUCAUGGCAUAUAUCAAAUCGAAGGGUUGGGCGAAUUCAUUAAGUGCUGGUGCGUAUACCGUCUGUCCGGGUACACCAGGGAUCUUCGAUUGUCAAGUCCGCUUAACUAAAGAGGGACUCAUAAACUAUAAGGAGGUUGCAAAAGUAUUUUUCCAAUACGUCUCAUUACUACGUCAGACACCUCCCCAGGAGUGGAUUUUCAAUGAGCAAAAAGAAAUGUGCGAUGUUGAGUUUAAGUUUAAGCAGAAGACGCCCGCCAGUCGCUUCACGAGUAAGAUAUCGUCAGUGAUGCAAAAGCCUCUGCCGAGAGAAUGGCUUCUUAGUGGCCAAAGUCGAUUAAGAAAGUUUGACCCCACCUUGAUCGAGAAAGGAAUCAGUCUUUUACGCCCCGACAACAUGCGGAUGACCAUUGUAUCUCGGGACUUCCCAGGGGAUUGGGACCAAAAGGAAAAGUGGUAUGGUACUGAAUACAGGUCAGAAAGUAUACCCCAAGAGUUUCUAGCCGAACUGUCGAAGGCGUUAGAGACGCCUCCUGGGGAACAGCUGUCUGCUUUGCAUUUGCCGCACAAGAAUCAGUUCAUUCCAACCAAACUUGAAGUUGAGAAAAAGGAGGUUGAGAAGCCCGCAACAGCACCUCGCGUGAUCCGAAAUGAUCACAUCGCGAGAACCUGGUGGAAGAAAGAUGACACUUUCUGGGUUCCAAAAGCAAGCCUUAUCGUCAGCAUGAAGAACCCAAUCGUCUUCGCGUCAGCUAAGAACUCCGUAAAGACAAAGCUCUUCACAGACUUGGUCCGCGACGCACUCGAAGAAUACUCAUACGACGCAGAACUGGCAGGGCUGGAAUACAACGUCACACUUGACUCUCGAGGUUUGUUUGUGGAAGUCUCGGGCUACAACGAUAAAUUAGCAGUUCUGCUUGAACAAGUACUCAUCACGAUGCGUGACCUUGUUGUCAAGGAUGACCGGUUUGAGAUUAUCAAGGAACGUCUAUCGCGGGGCUACAAGAAUUGCGAGCUGCAACAACCCUUCACCCAGAUUGGCGAUUACGUGUCAUGGUUGACCUCUGAACAUGACUACGUUGUGGAGCAGCUCUCAGUCGAAUUACCUGCCAUCACCGCAGAGGAUGUCCAGUCAUUCCACAAACAGGUCAUGUCGCAGCUGCACAUUGAAGCUCACGUCCAUGGCAACCUGUAUAGGGAGGACUCGCUGAAGCUGACGGAUAUGAUAGAAUCUAUCCUGAAACCCCGUGUCUUGCCCAAAGAAGAAUGGCCCAUUAUGCGCUCCCUCGCAUUUCCCCCCGGAUCUAACUAUCUAUACAAGAAGACCCUAAAAGACCCAGCAAACGUGAACCACUGCCUCGAGUAUUACCUCCACAUCGGUGACAAAGGGGAUCGUUCAAUACGAGCCAAAACACAGUUAUUGGAUCAGAUUCUGCAUGAGCCAGCAUUUGACCAACUGAGAACCAAGGAACAGCUGGGAUACAUAGUGUUUAGCGGUCUUAGAGGGUCGGCAACUACAUAUGGAUUCCGCUUUAUCAUUCAAAGUGAAAGGACAUCAGAGUAUUUGGAGGCUCGCAUCGACUUGUUCCUUCAGUCCCAGGCUAAGGCCAUAAAGGAAAUGACUGACACCAGUUUCGAAGGCCACAAGCGGAGCGUUGUUAACAAGCGUCUGGAAAAGUUGAAGAACUUGGACCAAGAGACUGGGCGACAUUGGGCACAGAUAUCUAAUGAGUACUAUGAUUUCGAUGCCGGUGAGUACCGCUUAUGACUCCUCAUGACAAAUAAGUACAAUCCUAGACUAACGAAAUUACCAGCCCGGGAGGAUGCUGCCCAGGUAGAGAAGCUCACCAAGAGUGAAAUGAUUGAGUUCUAUCAGACUUCCAUAGAUCCCACAUCACCAACACGGGCCAAGCUAGUAGUUCAGUUGAUUGCUCAGGGUGUUAGCUCCAAGAAG
This is a messenger RNA of Xylaria bambusicola, 3245 nucleotides long. RefSeq names its product peptidase M16 inactive domain-containing protein. Gene Ontology annotation, molecular function: metalloendopeptidase activity; metal ion binding. NCBI's taxonomy places the organism in Eukaryota, Fungi, Ascomycota, Sordariomycetes, Xylariales, Xylariaceae. Gene Ontology annotation, cellular component: mitochondrion; cytosol. The transcript has 3 exons. Gene Ontology annotation, biological process: peptide catabolic process. The record is from RefSeq and is a predicted model, not a curated record. Bases 156 to 3059 code for a protein of 967 amino acids.